AUGAAUCACAGACACUGUCACACUCUGAGGCUGACUGGACCCCCACGAGAGCACGUGACUUUCCCCCAGCCAAUGAAAAGCGGCUGGGUUCUACCUGUGUGUCUGUGACCAAUGAGAGAUGAUAGUGAGUGAUAAAAGUGUGAAGAAUAAUAGGCUGAUUUCAACAAGUUCUCGGGACAGGCCUUCAAGUCUCUCAAUAGCUUGCAUGGGCCCGCGGCGGACCGACUCAAAUGACUCUAAACUAUUACCCCACGGAGAGAUUCAUACCUGCUGUGCUUUUGCAAGUCAGAAAUGUGUGUAUGCUAAAACAUGGGCCCUCGUCAGCGUGAAGAUAUUACUCGAUGGACAAAGGCUCUCCUUCUUCUGUACCUGACUUUGGAGAUCCGCGUGGUAGCGAGUUGGAUGUACCUCGGUGUGGCGUCCCUGGCGGGGGCACUUCACGACGACUCCUGCAACGACCUCCCUGGGCUUGUUGUCCAACAGCAAGAAGUGUGUCGCAAGAACCCCCAAUCCCUGUUGUGUAUCAGUGACGGGGCUCGACGGGGGAUUCUGGAGUGCCAGAAACAGUUCAAAUACGAGCGCUGGAAUUGCACUGCCCGGAUCAGGAACAACACAGUAUUUCAAACAGUCCUCAAGAAAGGUACACGGGAGACAGCCUUUAUUUACUCGAUCCUGAGUGCAGGCGUGGUGCACGCUGUGACGAUGGCCUGCUCCGCCGGGAACUUGACUGACUGCUCAUGUGAUAUGUCCAAUUACGGAGAGGCCGAUGUCGACGGUUGGAAGUGGGGCGGCUGUAGCGACAACAUCAACUACGGAAUAUGGUUCAGUCAAAAGUUUGUGGACGCCCCGGAUAAAACCAGACAUAAAGAUACCUGGGAUAUCAGGAAUAAGAUGAACCUGCACAACAAUGAAGUCGGUCGGAAGGCGGUGGAGACUUUGAUGAAACAGAAGUGUCGCUGCCAUGGUGUGUCCGGCUCAUGCGCAGUGAAGACAUGUUGGAGAGGGCUACCAACGUUCCGAGAAGUUGGAAAUGUGUUAAAAAACGGAUAUGAAGGAUCUGUUCGACUUGCAUCUAGGUCCAGGAAAAGGUUACGUCGCCGUGACAAGUCUAAGCGUAGAGUGCCUAUAACCGCCACAGAACUAGUAUAUAUGCACAAAUCUCCCAACUACUGCCGGAAAGACCUAAAGCGGGGAAUUCUGGGUACCAAUAGUCGACUGUGCAAUCGAACGUCGAUGGGUUCUGACAGUUGUGAUCUUCUAUGCUGUGGGCGUGGCUAUAACACCCAGGUCGUUACAUAUGUAGAACGAUGUCAUUGUAAGUUCUUCUGGUGUUGCUACGUUGAGUGUAAGACCUGUGAGACGGAAAUUGACCUAUAUACGUGCAAGUGAUGCGCUUACUCCCUACAUGUGGCUUAAUUCAAAACGGGUCCACCAUGGUCCAGUAUGGAGAUGGUAGCUUGGUGUGUUCAAGAACGGAUUCAAGUGCAAUUACAGGAAGGGAGACGGCAAUACAUGAUAUACAGGAAAUGACGUUGGAUCAUGUGACAAGCGGAAGAAUACCACGUGAUAUGUGCCGAUUCUUGUGAUUGCAGAGGAAGAUUCUGUAACAUAUUCGCAAGGAACCCUGGGUAGUUUUGUAAAACGCUAUGACUGUGGUUACUGAACUGAUAUUAGAAAAUGCAGAAACACGAUAUUUAUGCAAAAUAUUCUUGUUGCCUCAGGUCGUUGCGAGUGAGACUCACUUUAGCAAUACGUUUGUUGUAGGCGCGUAACAUCCCAAACUCGACGACAACCUGAUCGUAUAACAAUGCAUAUUUCAUACUCGGACAAAACCAUUGACACAUGGUACGUUGUGUCGACAUAGUUUAUGUCUCUGUUCAGUAGACCCGGAUGUGGGACGAAGAAACAAUUUGGAGAUUAUUUGAUAUUUCCCGUCGUACCUUUCUACCGGAUGUUGUGUGUCCGAGUCAGCUGUAAUAUAAUUGUGUGUAGUCCUGUGUUACGAUGUUCCCAGCAUGCUAUUUAUUUCACAAGAUGUAAACAUUCUAUUCAAUCAUUGUUAAUAUUUCAAGUGUCCUCCGGCUCCGGCUGUAUGUUUUACGUCACCUUGGCAAAUCAUAUUAUAUAUUGCCUGUAAAUAGAGCUCAAUAUAGAAAAAUUAAAUGUUCGUUAUCGUU
Haliotis rufescens (red abalone) is the source of this 2177-nucleotide messenger RNA. RefSeq names its product protein Wnt-16-like. The record is from RefSeq and is a predicted model, not a curated record. Gene Ontology annotation, biological process: neuron differentiation; canonical Wnt signaling pathway; cell fate commitment. The coding region runs from base 310 to 1389 and encodes 359 amino acids. Gene Ontology annotation, cellular component: extracellular region. The transcript is spliced from 4 exons. Gene Ontology annotation, molecular function: frizzled binding; cytokine activity. NCBI's taxonomy places the organism in Eukaryota, Metazoa, Mollusca, Gastropoda, Lepetellida, Haliotidae.